Molecule: messenger RNA, 3049 nt
Organism: Musa acuminata AAA Group (dessert banana)
Lineage: Eukaryota; Viridiplantae; Streptophyta; Magnoliopsida; Zingiberales; Musaceae
Product: phosphatidylinositol 4-phosphate 5-kinase 1-like
Exons: 8
Coding region: 284-2617 (777 amino acids)
Biological process (GO): phosphatidylinositol phosphate biosynthetic process
Cellular component (GO): plasma membrane
Molecular function (GO): 1-phosphatidylinositol-4-phosphate 5-kinase activity; ATP binding
Source: RefSeq, a predicted model, not a curated record
UUUCUCUGUUCUCUUUCCUCCGUCGCCGCUGCAACGUUUCCGAAGCGAAGGGAACAGCAACGGCUGAGACGACCUUCCUCUUCUGUUCUCUCUCCCUUGGUUCCUCUGUUCUUUGUCGUCUACGUCGGCUUGGGACUCGUUUGCUUCGGAAAAGAGUAUAUACAUUGGGGAUUUCAUCGAAGCUCGGAGGAAGAGGCAGGCGCUGGAUCUGCAUUGAUUGGUAAGGAAUGCUCGUCGCAGCCGCCGUUGAUUAGGGCUUGCGGUCGCAGGUGGAGGACGUAGAAUGCGGCGGCCAGCUGAUGACAAUGGUGACGCCGUCGUUACCACCACCACCACCGGAGCCGGGUGGGAGGAGACGGCGGAGGACGAGGAGAGGCCCCCUGCUCAGCCCAGAGGCGGGCGGAGAGUGACACCCACGGUUGACCAGGCGGAGGAGGCGGCGGCGGUGGAGAAGGUGAUGCCGAACGGAGACCUGUAUACGGGAGGGUUCGCGGGGAGCGCGCCGCACGGGCGAGGGAAGUACCUGUGGGCGGACGGAUGCAUGUACGAGGGGGAUUGGAGGUGGGGGGAGGCCGCCGGGAAGGGCAAGUUCUCGUGGCCCUCCGGCGCUACCUUCGAGGGCGAGUUCCGCUCCGGCCGGAUGGAGGGCUUCGGCACCUUCACCGGGACCGACGGAGACACCUACCGUGGCCAGUGGGUGGCCGACCGCAAGCACGGCUUCGGCAGCAAGUCGUACGCCAACGGCGACUACUAUGAGGGAAUGUGGCGGCGCAACCUCCAGGAGGGCCACGGCCGCUACGUUUGGCGGAACGGCAACCAGUAUGCGGGGGAAUGGCGGGGCGGCGUCAUCAACGGCCGCGGCGCACUCAUCUGGGCCAACGGCAACCGGUACGACGGUCAGUGGGAGAACGGCGUUCCCAGGGGCAGCGGCGUCUUCACUUGGCCCGACUGCAGCUGCUACGUCGGCAGCUGGAGCGGCGGCGAGCCCAUGGCCCUCGACGGAACAUUCUACCCCGCCACCAUCGCCGCCUGCAAGGAGAUCUCCGGCAGGAGAAGCUCCUUCUUUCAGCUGGCCGAUGGAUCAGCACCAACGACGCCGCUGGUCCUAACGUCCAGGAAGCCGUCGUCAGUGGAUGGAGGCUCCACCCGUAGGGGGAGCUCGGUCGCAGAGAAGAGCCUCCCCAGGAUCUGCAUCUGGGAGUCAGACGGCGAGGCUGGGGAUAUCACUUGCGACAUCAUCGACACCCUCGAAGCAUCGGUGCUGUACAAGGACGGGUCGUCAUUCGACCAUGGCAGCGGCACCCUCAUUGGGACGGUGCACCGGCGACGGAGUCCCAGCUGCUUGGUGACACGAGAGGCAAAGAAGCCAGGGCAGACAAUAUCGAAGGGGCACAAGAACUACGAUCUAAUGUUAAACCUUCAAUUAGGCAUUAGAUACUCGAUUGGGAAGCCAGGUUCGAAGCAGCCGCGAGAGCUGAGGCCAGCAGAUUUCGAUCCAAUGGAAAAGUUCUGGACGAGGUUUCCUCCUGAGGGAUCAAAGAUUACUCCUCCGCACCAGUCAGUCGAAUUCCGCUGGAAGGAUUACUGCCCCAUGGUCUUCAGGCACCUGAGGAAGUUGUUUUCAGUGGAUCCGGCAGAGUAUAUGGUGGCUAUUUGUGGAAAUAGCGCUUUGAGGGAGCUGUCUUCACCUGGGAAGAGUGGGAGCUUCUUUUUCCUGACCCAGGAUGAUCGGUUUAUGAUUAAGACAGUAAAGAAAUCUGAAGUGAAGGUACUCAUUAGGAUGUUACGCAGCUAUUAUCGGCACGUAUGCCAGUAUGAGAACUCACUAGUGACGAGAUUCUAUGGCGUGCAUUGUGUGAAAUCUAAUGGAGGGCAAAAGGUCCGUUUCAUCGUUAUGGGUAAUUUGUUCUGCUCUGAGUAUCAUAUACAUAGAAGAUUUGACCUGAAAGGUUCAUCCCAUGGUCGGACAACUGACAAGGUUGAGGGAAAGAUUGAUGAGACAACAACACUCAAGGAUCUCGACCUCAACUUUGUAUUUCGUCUUCAAACAUCAUGGUACAUGGAGCUUCUCGAACAAAUCAAGCUGGACUGUGAGUUCUUAGAAAAAGAGGGGAUUAUGGAUUAUAGUCUCCUGGUGGGAGUUCACUUCUGUGAUGAUAUAUCAGCAUCUAAAAUGUGCCCAUCACCAUUUCUUGCUUUGCCAAAAUUAUAUGACCAGAAGGAAACAUUUAAAUGUGGAGACGUCUGGUCUGACCUAUGCUUCUCAUCAUUAACCUGUCAGGAUAUGGAUCAGAUUCUGGACACAUGGAAGUCGUCGAUUCGCUUGGGAGUGAACUUGCCAGCGAGAGCAGAGCACAUAACGGGUACCGAAUCCGAGCCACCAUUUCUUGUAGGUUGUGAAGGGAUGUCGACACCCACAGGAAGCAGCAAGCUCCAUGAUGUGCUUCUCUACUUCGGGAUAAUCGAUAUCCUCCAAGACUAUGAUAUCACCAAGAAAUUGGAGCAUGCCUACAAAUCAUUGCAGGUUGAUCCCAAUUCCAUCUCGGCAGUGGACCCGAAGCUCUACUCUAGAAGAUUCCAAGAUUUCAUAAGCAGAAUCUUCAUGGAAGACACGUAACAUAAGUUAUCGAUACGAAGGUUGGAAACCACCGAAAACGAGGAAAAUCACCAUAAACUCAAUGGUAAUCAAAUUGUUACACAUAUGUCUAGUUUGGAGCAGCAGUGUGUGUGAUUAUAGAGGCAAUUUUAUGGUUGCUGAAGGUGGUGGGCGAGGCUGAAUUUUGAAGCUCAGCCACAGAGAAGAUUUGUACAUUGUCAUUGGAGUGAGUGAGAGUUGGAUUCCUUUGUUUUCUUCACUUUUCCCCCUUUUUUUUCUCGUUUGUUUCUUAAGAUAGGGAGAGAGAUGAGGAUUCUUUUCCUUACUGAAAAGAAGGAAUCUCCAAGCAAGCUUCUGUUAGGGGCAUGGAACAAGGCAUGCCUGUACAGGUGGGUGUUGAUGUUGAUGAUGUGCAUGAGAAGAUGUAGGCAAAGGAUUUAGAUAUUAAAUUGC